AUCUCUCAUAAACCUCUAGCUCUCUCUAGUCAAAUCUUGCUUGAGUCAUCGUUUAUCUUAUAGGGGUUCUACUCCAUACCAUUAUACACUAUACAUUUUUACAUUAUUACAUACUGAAGAGAUCAACAAUAGCAUAAGACUUGAAGAUUGUUCUGCGUACGGACUUAACAUGUCGGGAAAACUAGACGGCGGAGAUAAGGGCAAGGGCAAGGUGCAAGGGAGACGCAGAGCGCUCUAUACUCCACGAGACACGGAUGUUAGAGAGUACCCUAAGAAUGUCUUUGAAUAUGUAGCUCACGGGAUAUUUGGGGACCCUGACCACAAAUGGGGCCCGUUUGCCAGGCAUGUCCGGGCGGCUAAGAAGGAAGGACGUUGGAAUGAGUGGAGGCUUCGUGAUAUCGUGAAUGAGGAACCUGAUGAUUCGAGCGAUGAAUCAGAUGACCACCACAGGAGGCGAGGCAAAAAUUCACGAAAAGGCUCGCAAAGAUAUAAAAUAGCCGAAGAGCUAAGACACGAUAGUCGUCCUGCACAUAUCGACUUCGAACAGCUUCUCGGUCGCAUAGCCCACCCUGGCGAUUACGAUGAUGACUUCUAUAAGACGCACUACGCCAACCUAUACACCAAAACGGUAGAGUUCGCGACUAAGUGGUUCGACGGCAACGUGAACUUGGACAACUUCAGCCACCCGGCCCAGAUCUGGACUGCUAAUAUGACGGAGCAAUUUGCUGAAUACACCCGCCUGGUUGCUCACGAAGAUCGAGGAAACGGCGGAUGGCCCAUCAUAUUAAAUGAUGCGACGCAGCGGAAAUGGCUUAUUGUUGGCAUCCUCGGCCAGGUUAUGGAGAAGAAGAUUUUUAACGAGCUGCUGUUCGGAGCGGACGAAGAUACCGAAGAGGAAUUAGAGAGACUCGACUUUAAGUGGAUGGAAAAAGAAGGAUACGAUCGUAAGACCGCUCGUGCUAUCACUGCGAGGUAUGGUGUAGAAGGGGGACUACUCCCAGCAGACUUCUGGCCCACGGUCGACGAGCUGACGGCCAAGACCAUGAAUAUAUUCCUACCGUUCCUGAACGUUUUCAAGGAAGUCCUUCCGGGACAGGUAAACACGUGGUACUCGAAAGCGGUAUUCUUGCAAGAACUGCACACAUUAAUUUCGUACGCGGGCAUGAUUCAAGUCUGCAUGGCCAUCUCGCCUUCUAUUUUCCAUUUCCUCUCCGCCACGCCCGGCGCCCGCAUGGACUACGGGCAGGAGGAGCAGGCCGAUAUGCAGCUGUACCGCGAAUCUAAGGAGCUGUACGAGGGAGAGGAUAGAGUCUGGAGAGAAUACGUCGACGCCGCCGUGAAGGGCGCCCGCGUCAACAGGCGUGUUCAGCAGCCGAUCCAGAUACCCCAGAACGAAAAUGAACGCCGCGUCAUGGAGUACCACAGGAUUCGCGGCGCCAAGGUCAAGUUCGCAGUGUUCCCCAAGGUCACGCGCUACAGGCCUUAUAACAAGGGCAAAGGCACCACUGAAGCUACUCUCGAGUAUGACCCUACAGAUGAGGCCUGGGUGGAUGAGCGAAAUGAAAUCGAAGGCCAAAGCAUUAUCGAUAUCUCAAACUGCAUGGUUGUUUACUACCAGGGCUUGAUUUACCCAGAGGACGACUACGUCGAGGCCAUAACUCUUGAUGAGCAUUUGAAUACGCUUCUCUGGCAGCCGAACGGCCUAUACGGACUAGUUGAGUCAGGCUUCUUAGUCCUGUUCGGCGCGUCCAGAAGGGCGUUCUGGCAUGCUUUGGUGGUCGGCGGGUUCCUCUGGGGUAUAUUCUCGGUGUAUAAGGGUUUCGACUACAUUACAUAUCUCGUCAACUUCUGGCUCAUCCCUCUCCUCUGGAUUUCUUGCUGCACGUAUUUCCUCGCCAAGCCUCACAUAGAGCAGGGAAAUUGGAAGAAGGGCGGACUUAUUAUUGGCACGUGGGUAUCGUUCAUAUACCUCGUCGGCGCUUACUACACUUACACGGGUGCUGAGCCCCCGCCGCGCGACUCGAGAGUAGGCUGGGACUUCUUGGGAGGUCACAUCAACGAAACCCUUGGCGAUAGACUUAGGGAUUUAUUGAAGCAAAAGGAGGCUGAGGUACUAUAGAAGAACGUAUGAGCUAGUGGAGGGAUGGGGAGACGGGGAGACGUAGAGACGUGGGUCUCGGUGAUUGGUAGUGGUUAUAGAACGGGGAUAGAGUGAUGACGAUGGUUAUUACGGUGGUGACUGCGGUGGUGGUGCACACGGUUUGGUGUUCGGUUUGGUAUUGUUAUUUAUUGUUUUAGUUCAUUAAUGGUAUUUUUGCUUUGC
Molecule: messenger RNA, 2323 nt
Organism: Daldinia loculata
Lineage: Eukaryota; Fungi; Ascomycota; Sordariomycetes; Xylariales; Hypoxylaceae
Exons: 2
Coding region: 170-2119 (649 amino acids)
Source: RefSeq, a predicted model, not a curated record